Molecule: messenger RNA, 11419 nt
Organism: Bombina bombina (fire-bellied toad)
Lineage: Eukaryota; Metazoa; Chordata; Amphibia; Anura; Bombinatoridae
Exons: 2
Coding region: 122-11071 (3649 amino acids)
Source: RefSeq, a predicted model, not a curated record
AUUAUACAUUUCCCAUCAUGCUCCCUACUAUUGUCACGUGACUGUUUACUUCCGCUUCCUCUGACUGAGUCUCCGCGUAAACCUGAGACUGCUACAUCGGGAUCUAAAUGUGACUCACACAAUGCAGAAUAUGGAGAGAAUCCCUACGUCAUGUGAGAGUAUGGUCACAAUGACAACCAGACUGACUACUCCGGACUCUUUUAAUCAAGGACCUUUGGGCCACAGCAAACCAAGUGAAUUGGGACAGUAUCUGUGCAUUGAAUGCAAUGAAGCUUUUGAUACUAAGCAGGAGCUGAGUGUGCACAAACAGAUCCAUGUCAUACAAAAGCCAUUUACAUGCUCCCACUGUGGGAGGGGCUUCCACCACCAGAUUUUCCUGGAGAUGCAUGAAAAAAAUCAUGAGGGAGAGAGACCUCACACUCCCAAAUCUGUAGCAGUAUCAAAGCCAAGUGCAGCACAGGGAAUGUCCACCAGGAGCCGCAAAGCUGUGACCUCUUGCUUGUCAGAUAGUGUUGAGGUGAAUCCCAGCACCACAAAGAAUGACCAUCUAAUCAACACAAUUGUGAAAUUCAAAAAGGAAAAGCAAAUGUGUCCAGCACUUGUUCCAAGGGAAUGUGUAACCAGACUUGGCUAUGCCAGGGUCCCUCCUCGGCAGCGUCGGGAUGUGAUUGAGAAGAGAACGCCCUUCGAGUUGCGUGUAUCAAAGUUUUCUAACACCACAAUUCAUCUCAUAGAUGCCUUUGGGAAUUCACUAGAAUUACUGACUGAGGUAUUCAACACAUACACUGAUUCUGAUCCUGAACAGGGCUAUAAUAAGGAUAUGUUGGGUGGUCCCUCUGCUGGAGAACAGAAAGCCAGAGAGGAUGGGAUCUUUAAUAAAGAGUCUGAUCAGCUCUACCCUGGGAACAAAGAGCAGACAAGUAGCAAAGACUUCACAACACAACAGGCGGAUUUAGAAACUCUUUCUUCACCCCGGGAAACUUCAGAUCUCUGUGAAGAUAUAAUCAAAAGCAGUGCCUCAGAGAGUGGGCUUCAUGAGGGGAAGGGGUUUGAAGACGACAAAGUGGAGCCACUCACGGAGAGUUUCAAACUUGAAUUGUCUAGUGAGAAGAGUGCCACUGACCUUGAGGAUUCUAUCAAAAGUAUCGAGCUGGAGGACACUAGUAUUUGUAAACCUUGUCCUGAUCAGCCAGCCUGUAAUAUGGAAAGAAUAGAUUAUUCUAAAGGGGUUUUAUCUGAUAAUCUUCUCAAUAUACUUAAUGUUGAAUUUCCUGAGUCCGCUGUUGAGGAGAGGCCAGUGAUUCCUGGUAGUGAUUCUAAAUCCCCUAGAAAUAGCCAAAAUAGCUUGCUGGAAAAUACUAUUUGUGACAUAGACAACAAAGCAAAGGAGAGAGAAAUUCUGACUGAUGGUGUACAAGAGAAAGGUGAAGAGUGUAUUGCAAGCCUGGCUGAAGACUGUAGCCAGAAAGAAGCUAGAGACAUGCUUGAAAUAGCUGUCACUGAAUGUAUGGAGGUAGAUGAGCCAACUGCGAGUAAUGAUGUUGGGGUGGAUGGUGCCAUUUCCCCGUAUCCUAAUGAUAGGAGUGAGAAACUAUGUGAUAAUCAGAUGCCGCCUCUAAAUAAUGUGAAGGUAAACUCGGCAGCAGGUAAAAAGCAAGAUGUACCUUUGAGUGAAGAACCUGAUGUAUCUGACACAUCUCACAGCAACAUGGUCUCUCUUAUAAAAUCAGAUGUAGUGAAGACUGGAGAGGAUCAAAGUAUUUUGAAUAAAAUUGACUCUGAUCUGUCAUUUAAGGAAUUGUCUCAAUCACAAACUGCUGUCAAUGCAGACACAGAUAAUCCUGCAGAAGGCUCAUUGCCUGACACAAAUUGUGACAAUGAAAUUAAAUUAAAUUUAUUAGAGCCAGUCACUGUUUCUGAAAUAACUGAGCCUUCUGACAGUUUUGUUGAUCUAGCAGUACAUGACCAGAAUUCCCCCGUUACAUGUGACUUUAAGGGAUCUGAUUCUGAUCCAGUAAGAGAGAAAACUAUGAACUUAACAGCAACAGGAACAUCAAGUGGGAAAAACGAUAGUUUACUAGACUGCCAGAAAAUGUCCACAGAAACCUUGUUGCAAAGAGAACUGCUAUGCAAGUUAGGUGUUGAUGACCAGGCAGUGACCCAUGUGAAAGAUGGUAACCGUUUGUCCCCAAGACAGUAUGAUGAUCAGAUGGUGAAUCAUGAAAGUUAUGCAACAAUGAUUGAUAUUUCUAGUGGAAGUAAUGGCACUGACUUUCAUCAAGUCCAAGAUAUGAGCUUGUUAACAACAUAUGCUAUGACAGAAGGCGAAGAAGAGCUCCAAGCAACAUCUUCUAAAAACAGUGUUUCUGAUGGUGACCAAAUAGAUGGUUCAGAUGUUAAACAAGAUGCCGGCUCACCAAACAGUGACACACAGACAUUGAAAAGUGUUAGUGAGAAUAUUUCAAGCACAAACUUGUCAGAAAAAAAUGUACUAGGCCAAUCCAUGUCUGAGACAAAUUCUGAUCUCUUUUUAGCAUCAAGUGAUGGUCAUACAAUUGAUAACAAAAUAAACCAAGAGAGUAUCCAUAAUGUUACAUUAACUGGGCAAGCAAAACCAGCUGAGGAAAAUCUUCAUAUGCAGGUCAUCAGUUCAGAAAGAGAAGACGGUUCAGAUGUUAAACAAGAUGCCGUCUCACCAAAUAGUGACACACAGACAGUGAAAAGUGUUAGUGAGAAUAUUUCAAGCACAAACUUGUCAGAAAAAAAUGUACUAGGCCAAUCCAUGUCGGACAAAAAUUCUGAUCUCUUUUUAGUACCAAUUGAUGGCCAUACAAUUGAUAACAAAAUAAACCAAGAGAGUAUCGAUAAUGUUGCAUUAACUGGGCAAGCAAAACCAGCUGAGGAAAAUCUUCAUAUGCAGGUCAUCAGUUCCGAGAGAGAAGACGGUUCAGAUGUUAAACAAGAUGCCGGCUCACCAAACAGUGACACACAGACAGUGAAAAGUGUUAGUGAGAAUAUUUCAAGCACAAACUUGUCAGAAAAAAAUGUACUAGGCCAAUCCAUGUCAGACAAAAAUUCUGAUCUCUUUUUAGUACCAAUUGAUGGCCAUACAAUUGAUAACAAAAUAAACCAAGAGAGUAUCGAUAAUGUUACAUUAACUGGGCAAGCAAAACCAGCUGAGGAAAAUCUUCAUAUGCAGGUCAUCAGUUCAGAGAGAGAAGAUGGUUCAGAUGUUAAACAAGAUGCCGGAUCACCAAAUAGUGACACACAGACAGUCAAAAGUGUUAGUGAGAAUAUUUCAAGCACAAACUUGUCAGAAAAAAAUGUAUUAGGCCAAUCCAUGUCAGACAAAAAUUCUGAUCUAUUUUUAGUACCAAUUGAUGGCCAUACAAUUGAUAACAAAAUAAACCAAGAGAGUAUCGAUAAUGUUACAUUAACUGGGCAAGCAAAACCAGCUGAGGAAAAUCUGCAUAUGCAGGUCAUCCGUUCCGAGAGAAAAGACGGUUCAGAUGUUAAACAAGAUGCCGGCUCACCAAACAGUGACACACAGACAGUGAAAGGUGUUAGUGAGAAUAUUUCAAGCACAAACUUGUCAGAAAAAAAUGUACUAGGCCAAUCCAUGUCGGACAAAAAUUCUGAUCUCUUUUUAGUACCAAUUGAUGGCCAUACAAUUGAUAACAAAAUAAACCAAGAGAGUAUCGAUAAUGUUACAUUAACUGGGCAGGCAAAACCAGCUGAGGAAAAUCUUCAUAUGCAGGUCAUCAGUUCAGAGAGAGAAGACGGUUCAGAUGUUAAACAAGAUGCCGACUCACCAAACAGUGACACACAGACAGUGAAAGGUGUUAGUGAGAAUAUUUCAAGCACAAACUUGUCAGAAAAAAAUGUACUAGGCCAAUCCAUGUCAGACAAAAAUUCUGAUCUCUUUUUAGUACCAAUUGAUGGCCAUACAAUUGAUAACAAAAUAAACCAAGAGAGUAUCGAUAAUGUUACAUUAACUGGGCAGGCAAAACCAGCUGAGGAAAAUCUUCAUAUGCAGGUCAUUAGUUCAGAGAGAGAAGACGGUUCAGAUGUUAAACAAGAUGCCGACUCACCAAACAGUGACACACAGACAGUGAAAGGUGUUAGUGAGAAUAUUUCAAGCACAAACUUGUCAGAAAAAAAUGUACUAGGCCAAUCCAUGUCAGACAAAAAUUCUGAUCUAUUUUUAGUACCAAUUGAUGGCCAUACAAUUGAUAACAAAAUAAACCAAGAGAGUAUCUAUAAUGUUACAUUAACUGGGCAAGCAAAACCAGCUGAGGAAAAUCUUCAUAUGCAGGUCAUCAGUUCCGAGAGAGAAGACGACAUUGGCUUAUCCUCAGAGGAAACUCAAGGUAAAGAUACACAAUCAACGAAUAACAAAUCAAAUGUAGCUGUUACUUCGCAAUUGAUUUGUGACCUAGAAGAUGCUCAAAGAAUUAGUCCAGUGCUGAGUUGUGAUGAGGAAGACAUACAGAGAGAUGAUGAUGAACAAGUCUUUGCUUCUGAUCAAGAAGCAAAUGAUAUAUUAGAAAAUAAUCAACAGUCUCCGAAAACGAUACAAAAUGUAUCAACAACUCAAAAAUAUGCUGAAGAGAUUUCCGAAGAUUACUCUAGAGAUAAAAGAGAAACACACACACAGGUGAAUGCAGAUAGGGAGAUCUUAGUUUGUGAUCAAGAACCAGAUGGGAAUUCACAAGAACGUGCUGAAUAUUUGGAAAAUAGUGCUCAUAGUUCACCAGAAUACAAGAAAGACAUUGAUUCCUCAAUGUCAAUAGAUUUGCAGUGUCAAAUACGAAGUAAAGAAACUGACUUGACUAUAAUGUUAAACGUACAAGCGAUGGAUUCAUCAGAACAGGGUGCACAGACAAUAGGAGGAAUCCUGGCCGAAGCAGACAAAUCUAAUGACCUUUGUUCUUUAGAUGUUUCUCAGUACACUGAUCAGAGUAAAACUGAAGAGAGUAAUGCAGUUACAACCUCGGCCACAAGAGAGGUACACGCAGAGCAUAGUGUUAAUGAAGAUGACUGUAACCAACCUAAGAACUUUAAGGAAGUUAAUGACUUGUGUGGCGCUCAAACAGGCACUCUAAGUAGUGACCUGACCAUAAGCUCAUCCAGUAGAGGCACAGAUACAAGUUGUGACAGCAAACUUGCUAAAUUAUUUAGUGACUCUGAAACUGCUGUUCCUAAAGAAGACUUGGAGCAUACUGUUGAUGAUAUAGAAGAACAUGAGGAUAGUUCAGGCAUUUUUUUGCCAAACAAAGAUACACCAAUAGAUGAGACUGAUAAUCUAGAACAAGAUGAACAAGCAGAAGUAAGACAAGAUGUUCAUACAGCAUCUCCGGAACAUAAUUUGCAUGAGCGCACGUUGCUAGUCUGUGAACAGUACAGUGACCAAAGGGAACCCCAACAAGAAUUACUUCUUGAUAGGCCAAUAGAGACACAUGAAAACCAAGAAGAUAAAAGUUGUCAGCAAAUUAUUGCUCAUGAGAGCAAAUCAGAAAAUGUUUUAGCUGAGCAAGAUGUGCAGCCAGAAGAAUGUGGAGAUGAACAAACUGCAGAAAAUGAAGCACCGAAUGAGGUGCCAUCUUUAUUUGUUGCUGCUGAAAACAAGAUAGUGGUGACCUUUCCAGACAGCAAUCCACCAGAACAGGAGAAAUUCAGCCGAAACAACCGUCAUUUUACAGGUGAACUAAGCAAUGACUCAGGCAUCCAAAAUGUAUUAUCCAAGAAGAGUAAUAAUGACAAACUUACAUUGCAGGUAGAAGAUGUUCAGAAGGUUGACUUUGUAAAUGCUAUCUCUGCAGGAGAGAUCACACAUGCUGGUGAUUUAUUUCCACCUGUAUCUAACACUUCUGAGCGUGAACAAGUUGGUUCUGACAAAUUUCAAGAAGAAACGUCUAUAGGUUUUCCUGUAAGGGAUAAAUUGUGUGAGCCUUCUGAUGAAAGUAUGUGUGAUGUUGAAGACCACACUGUACAAGAUCUUUCUUGUAAAGAUACCUGUACUACUCCAGAAGCAAGUGUUUUGUUUGAAGAACACAUUGCCAACCAAAGUCCUUCAGUUAAUAUUGGGUUGAAUACAAGCGCAAUGAGAGACAACAAAGCCAUAAAUCAGGAGAGUGCUGCAGAUUUGGAGCUCCAAGAGGAGGAUUUACAAAAGCAUGGUCAUUCUGGAGACUUGAAAUAUGAGGCAAACCUGUCAUUGGGUGUUUCUACUUCCAGUAGGCUGCAUGGCAGUACAGAAUUGCAGUGUUCAAUGUGCGGGCAGAAAGUGAAGAUAAAAGCAGGAGAAAAAAUGUUGGUUGUCUGUCAUAAGUGUAGUCAGCAUGUUAAAAGUGAGGAUUAUUCCAUUAUGCUUGAAACCAAAGAGGAGAGAGCGAAACUGUCAGUGGACAAGUUAAAGACUGAAAGCCUCAGCACAGAUGAGAUAUUUCAUGAUGAAACAAAAGAGGAUAUGAGCUCUUUGCACAGUGAUGUAAAAAAUGAAGAGUCUGAAUCUGCAGUUGACAAACAGUAUAAGUGCCAAAAAUGUGACAAAGCCUUCAGAAUGCCUGUGCUGCUAGCAAGUCACAUGAGAUGUCACACAUUCCCCCAAUGUAUAACAUGUAGGAGAAUGAUUCCAAUUAAAAAUAAAACAAGACGACAUGCUAAGAAGUGCACCAAGUGUAUUAUGCAAUCUAAAGAGAGAAAGAUAAAAGAGAGAGGCACUGUUCACUUACAGAGAGUUCUAAAACAAAAUACAAGGUUAGAAGUCAGAUCAGUGGAUGAGAUUAAUACACAUGCUGACACAAAGAGUGAAAGUCAUAAAGACGUGAAGGUGGUUACCUGUAAUGAGAAAGUCAGAGAAACAGAUUCUUCACAAAUUGACUCACCAGAGCCAUCAUUCAAUAAGCCCAAAAAGGGAAGGCCAAGAAAGAUACGAAUCACAGAUUUGUUUUUGGGGGAUCUUGAUGUGAAAAGCCCUACAGCUCUCAAGAAAGAAGAGAAUGAUGUGAGCAUAGAACAAAGUGACAAGAAGUGUGAGGAAUUAAAUAUUAAAAGCUCAGCUACUCUCAAGAUAAAUGAAAAUGAUGAUGAGCGUUUUGAAAGUACUAGUAAGUGUGAGAGCAGUAGCAACAUCAACAAAGCCACUGCUGGCAAGGUAUACAGGUGUCCAAAAUGUGAUGCAACUUUUCCUCUCACUGUACUACUUACAAGACACAUGAAAAGUCACCGUGGUGCACGAUUCCAGGUGUGUCGAUGUCAUUUGCUUCUCAAAAACAAGGGCAAAGAGAUAUUAAAAAAAUGCAAAUAUUGUAGAGACAGAGAUGAAAUUGAAUUUAAUAUUUCUGCAAAGAAAAGACUAAAACAAAAUGUGUGUGUCUCUGACCUCCCAGUUUUGAAAAAGAGGAAAGCUGGUUCUGAACAGCACGGAAAACCUGUCUCUCAAAUAAAAGAAGUUUUGCACUUGUAUCAAAAGAAGAAACUGGUCAAACAAACUACUCUGGGUAAAAUACCAAAGAAAGGAAUAUCUGACCAAAAAGUUCCACAGAAGAGAGGGAGAAAACCAAAAUCAUUUUUACAAGCUAUGGAGACUAAAAAAGAUGGAGUGGAAAACCCUGUUACCUUUAAGGAAGAUACAAAUAAUAAGGCCACUGAUAAAAUAACUUGUGCAGAUGAGUCUGUUUUUGGAAAUUCUGGUCACAUCUCAGGGGUAGCUGCGGAACAAGUGAAAAUCUUAACAAGCAAACCUUACAAGAAGCCAAUUGAUAAGUCAAAGUUUAAUCAAAAAGGUCCAUUAAAGGGAUUGGGUGUACAAACUGGUCAUAAUGUCACCUCAUCAGAGUCACCUGAAGCAGGCAAAUACACUACUCAAAAGCCAUAUAUAUGUCAAGAGUGUGGAAAAAGUUUUCAAUUUGCUAAGUGUCUUGGACUACAUAUAAUCAUUCACACAGCAACAAAGUGUGAGUCUUGUGGUUGUAGAUUAAUGUUUAAAAGAAGGGCUGGACGUCGUUCCAAGAAGUGUCGUGUCUGCAGACUGAAAGAAAAGACGGAAGUUACUGGUGCUACUAAAACUCCUGUAACCACCAAAAAAACAUUAGCACAUGGUAGAAUCCAAAAAGAGAGCAGUAUAGCCUAUGUCUCAAAGUCUAAAAAGUUACUAUCUAAGAACCAGAGUGGCAUAAAAAGUCAAUAUUCAUUUGAACACAAAAAACUUUCAAAAGGAGUUAAAAAAAUAUUGUUAAAAGGACCUUUAAGAGAAACGACCAAAAAUAAAGCAAAACUACUUUCAUUACAAAAACUUACACAAACUAAGAGAGAACUAAAAGGUAUCAACAAAAAUUCCAAAGUCCCUGGCAGAAAGAAGAAAGUCCAUGCUGAUCUGGAUGAACCACACACAGAGCAGGCGUGUCCUAUUGUGGAGGAUGUUUUGAUAUCGCCUCUAUAUGGCACAUCAGUAAACCAAGAUGACAACCUUAAUCUGCAAACAGUGGUCACAAAAAAUCCUGUAAAACACUUUACUAAGAAGCCUCGAAAAAGACUGGCAAUGGACACACCACUACUCAAAACAAAACAAAAAAAUGUGUACAAGAAACGUAAAUCUUCUGUGAGUGAAAGCAACAAGUCUCAGGGCAUGGAGAUUAAAUUGUCUUCUGAUCCGCUACCCUUCACACCAGCAGUGGAGGUGAAUACAAUGCACACAUGUUCUGAACCGAGCCAUACAGCUGAGCAGUCCUUCACUUGCAAACUGUGCUUAGAGACCUUCCUCAGCAAGGAGGAUUUGGAUGUUCAUGUCAACAAACAUGAUGAGGAGAGACCUUUCUCCUGUCCUGAUUGUAACAAGCGUUUUGUCCGAAGAAGUGACCUUAGUGUGCAUAGUCGUGCACACACAGGAGUGCGUCCUUAUGCAUGCCCAUAUUGUCCUUGCACCUUUCGACAGAAGGCCAGCUUGGUUAUCCACAGAUACACUCACUCUCAUGUACAGCAGUUGCUAGCAAAAACAUAUCCCUGUGAUGUCUGCAACGAGGAGUUCCUUGAAGAAAAAGAGUUUGUGAUACACCAACAAAUCCACACUGAAGAAAGGUCCUUUGUUUGCAAGUAUUGUGGCAAAAAGUACUGCAGUGAGGCUAAACUUGCUGUGCAUAGUAAGGUGCAUACAGGCCCAGGUCCAUUUCCUUGCCCAAUUUGUAAGAGGCUCUUUGGCUACAAGGCCAACAUGGUGAGACAUCAAAUUUUACACACUAGAGAGAAGACAUUUACCUGUGGGAAGUGUAAUGCACAAUUCCCCCGAAGGGACAUAUUGAUUCGUCAUAAGCUCACACAUGGGGCUGAGGGGGAGUUUUCAUGCAGGUACUGCAAAAAGAACUUCUUGCUGCAGGGAACACUUAUAAAGCACCUGAAAAUAUGCAUGGAGAACAGUCAAAGAGAAAGCACUUCCAUUCAGGAGAGUGGUGUAAAGAAAAGAAAGCAAGUUAGAGAUAAUGGCCUUAACAAAAGAAAGAAAGUUAAAGAUGAGAAUAUUGUGAAGAAAAGGAAGCGAAUUAAAGAGGAUACUGAAACAGGAGAGAUACCAAAGAAGCGUAAAUUUAAGAAAAAGAGCCAGAUUGAUGAAAAAAGCAUAAAUGAAGACAAAAAAAUAGAGAAACAUGAGACAAAUGCACUAGACAAGAGUGUGAAAGAUGAAAUAAAGGAGAAACAUAACACAGAAAAGGCUAAUCUAGAAAAGAAUGAACAUUCAGAGCAAGAGACAGAGGUUGUAAUUAAAGAAAAUAAAGUUAUGCCAAUUCAACCGAAAAAGAGAGGAAGAAAGCCCAAAGAAGCAAAAAAGCAUGAAGAUGCAACCGUGGAGCAGGAUUCUGAGGUUGUAAUCAAAGCACAUAAAGUGAUAAAGAAGAGGAAGAAGCAAAAAGAGGAAGACCUUUCUCAUAAAGAGACAAAAAGCAAAGUACAGUUAGAUGUAAAGAUGGAGGGGACUGUAAUCAAAACACAUAAAGUGAUAAAGAUGAGGAAGAAGAAAAAAGAGGAAGACAUUUCUCAUAAAGAGCCAAAAAGCAAAGUACAGUUAGAUGUAAAAAUGGAGGGGGCUGUAAUCAAAACACAUAAAGUGAUCAAGAUGAGGAAGAAGAAAAAAGAGGAAGACAUUUCUCAUAAAGAGCCAAAAAGCAAAGUACAGUUAGAUGUAAAGAUGGAGGGGGCUGUAAUCAAAACAAAUAAAGUGAUAAAGAUGAAGCAGAAGCAAAAAGAGGAAGACAUUUCUCAUAAAGAGCCAAAAAGCAAAGCACAGUUGGAUGUAAAGGUGGAGGGGGCUGUAAUCAAAACACAUAAAGUGAUAAAGAUGAGGAAGAAGAAAAAAGAGGAAGACAUUUCUCAUAAAGAGUCAAAAAGCAAAGUACAGUUAGAUGUAAAGGUGGAGGGAGCUGAGGUUGUAAUCAAAGCACCUAAACUUACUAAGAAGGUCAAACAGAAAGAGGGAGAAAAAGUAAACAGGGGACAAAAAAAGAAUAAACAGUCAGAUGUUACAGAGGAGCAGGAGACUGGGGUUGUUAUGAAAACACUUCAAGUUAAAAAGAAAAUAAAGACGUUAAAAGAGGGAGACAGUUCUCAUGAGGAAUCAAAAAAGAAUGAGCCUGUCAAUGAGGAAGAGGACACUGAGGUUAUAGUCAAAACAAGUAAAGUUAAACAAAAGAUAAAGAGAAAGGAUGCAGAAACUUCUCAUGAGGGAGCAAAAAAGAAUGAAGAAUCAGAUUUAUCAGAAGAUGAGGACUCUGAGGUUAUUAUCAAAGCUCCUAAAGUAAAACCGCAGAUAAAGAAAGAGAAAGAACAGCCUCACAAAACGCUAAAAAAGAAUCAACAACUGCAGAAAAAGAAGGGAAAGGAAAGUCGUGGAGAAACCAUGUGUGCUGGUGAAAAGAAACCGAACUUAAAAAGCAACAACCCAGCAAAGAAAAAGACAGUAGUAAAAAAGACCCUGGUUGUACGGAAGAAGCAGGGGCUUCUGAAAGAAAAACAGCUGGGAGGCAAAGUGAGGCAGAUGACGAAAAAGAAACCUAUAGUCAAAGAAAAAAAUAAGGACUAAAUGCCUCUCUGAAAUUCAGUGACACUCCCCUCAUCUCUGUUCCUUGGGAUGUAUUAUAACUCUGGCAGCCAGUGGGGGGGGGGGGUAGUGUCACGUUCUAUGUUCUAUGUCUCUGCAGCCAGUGAGUGGAAAGCCAUGAUGUAUGCUGUCAGUCAAUGGUUGAAGAGAUGGUUACCUUCUCAAGGUCCUCGACUGCAGAUUCUCCUCACUGGCUGAGCACUGUUGUACAGCUUUAAGUUGACAUAUUACCCAGUACCUGACCUCAGCUCUCCAGGAUGUGGCUUGAGGCAGAUGACCUCUGUAUUAAGUGAUUCAAUAAAGUCAUUGUGAUUUGUUUGUGUUUUUAAA